AUGUUUGGUCACCCUGGUAUUAGCGCGCUCGAGUACGCAGGAACGCUUGCCGAAUCCAAAGAGCAGAACCGGAGGGCCAGUGUUACUCUACCAAGUCUGAAGCGCAAGUCCACCGCCGAGACGCACAACGAUAACACAACGACGGCUACGGCUGCAGCUUCGGAGACGCACGAGACCAGACUAUCACUCGCUCCAGUGCACUAUAUUGACGAGUUUGGUGCCCAGCGUAAGCGAAAGGAUAUGUUUGUGAACCACACUCCUAGAAACUUCGACAUGCGCGCACCGCAGAACAUCGAAGUGUAUCGGCCUUCAACAUCCUCCUCGAACGAAAACUAUUCACGUCCUCGCAUCAACAGUCAAAUAAGUUAUAGCUCCUCGGCAGGUCCUGCCCUGGAGCAGAAGCGACUGACUGUCAAUCCUGGGUCUCCGUUCGAACUCGAUUCAAGAGAAGUCGGCGUUGCCUCAUCACCGACCAUGUUUGCUUCAUCCCCCCCAAUGUCCCCAGAAGUGUAUCGACCAAUGGCUGCGCCGCCACAACGUCGAUCAAUGUCUGGUCCCAUGACGAAGAUCAUCACCUACCAGCCACGUCAGGCACGAGCCAUCAUCUCAAACAGCCACCAGAAGAGAGACGUCCGUGUCCGGAGCACUAGCACACCAGAUCAUGAUUCGAAAGAAAAGAAGCAGUCGAGACGCCAGACACCUUACAAAGUCGUCGGUUCUAUGGCCAAUACAAGCCUCCCUUAUGCUUCGUUGGAGCCAUGGGUAGCCAAACAUGAACGCGAUGCGUCGAGGAGCGACACCAACAGUGACAAGCCUACGCAAGAAGAUCUCGAGAAACUGGAGGAAGUGGCGCCGCUUGGUGUAAUCCAGAAGUACUUCGACAGUCAGGCGGAUAGUCGAGAGUCGAGUUUGAGAAGGGUGCGCCACCGUCACACACCCAGCCCACCGAAAAUGCCACUGCCGCAUUCGCCGGAUCCAACCUUGCGCUCCACAGAACCAGUCACUAUGUUUCCAAUUGACGACCUGGAGCUGAUCACCGACCUACCACCGGCUGUACCAGAGCGAAGUCCCAAGCGUCGGACCAAUCCACGAUUCCCCCUCCGUAAAGAAUCUAUCACGUCAGUGGAUAGUGACUUUGCCCGUGCGGCUGAAGGCCAAUUCACAGAGUACGACCAUAGGGCUUCGGAGAUCCGGAUAUCAAAGCAACGAAGCCAACACGGGAUGGUAGGGCAAGCAGCCCGAGCUGGCUCCUCCUGCCUUGGAAGAAUGGCGCCACCAAUCCUCGGCCACGACGCACUUACCGCCAGCAGCGACCUAGGCCUCAACGAUCUCAGUUUUUAUCUGAGAAACACAGGGCCGAAGACUGAUAUCCAAGCGGUCAGUCGACAGCAUGCAAAGGGCGGCCCAAAGAUCUUUAAAGUCAAACGCAAGAGUCUUGCUGCGCGCGUCGGGUCUGUAGAAGGGUCGCCUCAACGUGCACGUCAGAAACCCAAAGUACCUACCUGCGCUCGUGAGAUGAUAACAACGAGCGGAGCAAAGCAUCUCCGGAUCAUCAUUCCUAGACUGUCCAGCACGGAUAAUCCCACUUUCCCUGUCGCGGUUCACGGAUCACAAGACCCUAAGCACCGACCCCGACGCAUGUCGUUGAGCUUCACUGAAGACUUGCUUGUCCCCGCUCUUGCGUCUCCCGCGGUGGAGCGUGCUAUCCAGGGUUUCAGCUCUUACGACCGAGUGAGCCGGUCCUUCUCUGCACCCAACAUCAUGGCAGUUGCUGCAAACGCGCUGCGGAAAGAGAAGAGCCCGCCCAUCAGCCCAAUUCCAGUCCCUGUCGACGAGCAUCCACUCGAUGAGCGUCCUCUAUCGCGAGAAGAACAGACAAAAGCGAGGAAGCUGCGCGAUCUGAAACGCAUCAGGAGGAGGGAAGUCCCGUCGACCAUUUCCGGGUCGGCAUCAACACUGCAGGACAACUCAGAAACCGGCGCUGGUGCGCUGCCGACACCCAGACACACGCCCGAGCCGGGCAGCGGCGAGAUGAUAGGGGACAGCGCAGUAGAGAUCGAGGUCCUGGAGGAGAGCAGCGCAGACAAGAUGUUCAGGCUACAGGAGAGAGUGAUGCUCCUGCAGAGACAGAAUUCGGCGCUUACUGCCGCGUUGGCCAAGGUCGUGGGCUUGGAGCUGGAGAAUGGCGACCUUGAGCCCGAGCAUGUCUUGCAAACGUUCAGGAGGUGUCGGUAUUCGAGGACGCCGAGUGGCUGGUGA
Messenger RNA from Boeremia exigua, 2259 nucleotides. RefSeq lists its product as uncharacterized. The coding region runs from base 1 to 2259 and encodes 752 amino acids. The record is from RefSeq and is a predicted model, not a curated record. NCBI's taxonomy places the organism in Eukaryota, Fungi, Ascomycota, Dothideomycetes, Pleosporales, Didymellaceae. The transcript has a single exon.